Messenger RNA from Amborella trichopoda, 764 nucleotides. It is a transcript of the gene CASP5, whose product is annotated as casparian strip membrane protein 3. The record is from RefSeq and is a predicted model, not a curated record. NCBI's taxonomy places the organism in Eukaryota, Viridiplantae, Streptophyta, Magnoliopsida, Amborellales, Amborellaceae.
AUGGAGAGAGAAGAGGGGUCCAGAGUGGUGAGAGGUGGCGUGAACAAGGGGAUCUCAGUGUUUGAUUUCGUUCUUAGGUUGAUGGGCUUCAUGGGGACUUUGGCAGGUGCAAUUGCAAUGGGGACUACGGAUGAGACACUUCCUUUCUUCACACAGUUCAUCCGGUUUAGGGCCAGAUACAGUGACCUACCCACCUUUACAUUCUUUGUGGUGGCAAAUGCAAUAGUGAGUGUGUAUCUUUUGUUAUCACUUCCCCUUUCCAUCUUCCACAUUGUGAGGAGCAAAGCAAAAGGAAGUAGGAUGAUCUUAAUCUUCUUCGACACGGGCAUGUUGGGACUCAUCACAGCUGGGGCAUCAGCAGCAGCAGCUAUAGUGUAUCUUGCACACAAGGGCAAUGUUCGAGCCAAUUGGCUUGCUAUUUGCCAACAAUUCAACUCUUUUUGUGAACGUAUAUCAGGGGCACUCAUUGGAUCCUUUGUUGCCAUGGCCAUACUUAUUCUCCUCAUAUUACUCUCAGCUAUUGCUAUAUCGAGGCGUUGAGAGAGAGGGAGGAUUAUACAGUUCUCAUUCAUGUAUUUGCACAAAUAGGGUGAGAACCACUUGUUGGUGUAUGUUGUUGUCUUUUGUUGCUUUAUAUGUAUUUGGAAACUGGUUUUUUCCUUUUGUUAAUUUGGAGUGGGUCAUAUUGGGAGGGCAUAGUUGCCUUAAAAAGUUCAUUGUAUGGAAUUCAUUUGGUUGAUUUGUGGUGUUUUAGACAUCUCGUG